GUCAGACUGAAACAGGACUGAAACCGUUGUACUGUUAGCAGACAGAAACAUUUAGCUGUAUUUAAACAGCUGGAUUGGACUGCGAUGGAUGUUCCCCAAAAGUGACAGCAUGGAAAAUCUUUCUGUAGAGCUCCUAAAUACUCUCAAGAACUUGAAGCAGGAUGACUUUGAACAAUUUAAAUGGUUUUUGAAACAGGACAACAUCUUGAAGGGUCAAAACGGCAUCAAAGAAGAUGAGCUGGAGGGGGCAGAAAGAUGGGAUACGGUUGAUCUGAUGCUACGCCGAUACAAAGGCCCUGGAGCUAAGCAGCUGGCAAUCAAUAUUUUACAGGCGAUCGGCCAGAACAACCUGGUGGAUCAGUUAAACAGAUUCUGUGAAGAACAAGAUUUCAACCCUCGACAUCUACGUUUUGUGACAGAAGGUAUUGGAGAAAAGGAAGCUGAGUUGGAAAAACUCCGUGAGUUUGCAGUGGACAUAGCCUUGGAUCCAGAUACGGCGCAUCACGAUCUUGUCCUCUCCAGUGAUGGGAAACAAGUUUACGACACUAAUGUGACCAAAGAUCUCCCAAUGACCUCCCAGAGAUUUGACACAUGUGCCAGUGUAGUUAGUAAGGAGACAUUUUCCUCAGGAAAGUUCUACAUUGAGGUUCAGGUUGAAGGGAAGACUAGUUGGUCUGUUGGGGUGGCCUACGAGUCCAUCAACCGGAAAGGGAAAAUCUUCCUCAGCACCGACAACGGCUUCUGGACCAUAUGGUUAAAAGACAAGGUUUAUGAAGCUUUGGCAAAGCCUGCAGUCAUACUCCCUCUGAAGUCCCGUCUUCAGAAGGUGGGAAUCUUUGUGGAUUAUGACAAGGGUCUUGUCUCUUUCUAUAAUGUAGAUACAGUAGAUCUGAUCUAUUCAUACAAAAAAUGCUGCUUCAAAAAGAAACUCCUGUUAUAUAUUAAUACAAGUAGUAACUGCAAUGGUAGAAACUCUGCGCCGAUGAUUAUCACUCCUGUAGUUGACAAGAUAAACAAAGCAACACUGAGGAGCAUCAAGGAGUUUGCAGUUGAGGUGACUCUGGAUCCAGAUACAGCACAUCCUGAACUAGUUUUAUCUGACCAUGGGAAACGGGUCCAUCAUGUAGAUGUGAGGAAAGAUGUUCCAGACAACCCAAAGAGAUUCAGUGACCAUGUCAGUGUUUUAGGAAAACAAAGUUUCUUCCAUCAAAGAUUCUACUUCGAGGUCCAGGUUAAAGGGAAGACCGACUGGACUGUAGGAGUCGUCACUGAGUCGAUUGAAAGGAAGGGAGAACACACACUGCAACCAGAAAGUGGUUUCUGGACAAUUUGUCUAAGGAACGGGGAAGAAUACGAGGCAUUUGAUAAACCAAUAGUCCGUUUAACUCGAAGAUUAAAUCCAGAGAGGGUGGGAGUAUUUGCUGAUUAUGAUGGAGGUCUGGUCUCCUUUUAUAACGUAGAUACUGCUGAUCUUCUCUACUCCUUUACUGGUUGCUGCUUUGCUGAGAGACUUGUGCCUUUCUUUAGUCCCUGCACUAAUAUUGGAGGUACAAACUCUGCUCCUCUGAUUAUGGUAAAUGGUAAAUGGACUGAACUUGUAUAGCGCUUUUCAUUUUGACCACUCAAAGCGCUUUACACUAGAGUCACAUUC
Messenger RNA from Poecilia latipinna (sailfin molly), 1651 nucleotides. RefSeq names its product E3 ubiquitin-protein ligase TRIM68-like. Gene Ontology annotation, molecular function: protein binding. The coding region runs from base 89 to 1603 and encodes 504 amino acids. The transcript has 3 exons. The record is from RefSeq and is a predicted model, not a curated record. Lineage: Eukaryota; Metazoa; Chordata; Actinopteri; Cyprinodontiformes; Poeciliidae.